CUCAGUUCAAAAUUGAAUGUGCAACUGAUCGCAUAAUAUUUGUGAAAAUUUGAAAAUUAAGUUAGAAAAUCAAAGUAAAAAAGUUAAAUUAAAAGGCGAAAAAAGGAGCAAAAAAUGCAUAGUACAUUGUUAGAUGAGCUGAAUCAAAAUGGCUUUGUUGUUAUCGAAGAUUUUCUUACACCAUCUGAAAUCGAUGAACUUUAUUUAGCCGGCCGUGCUCUUUGUUUGGAUGCACCUCAAGAAAAUCGGAAAGUUUUCAGCACAGUAAAUCAAAAAGAUGCUCACAGCAAAGAAACAUACUUUCUCGAUUCAGGUGAUAAAAUUCGUUUUUUUUUUGAAGAGGGUGCUUUUGGUGAAAAUGGUGAAUUAUUGGUAGAUCCAAUGAUGGCUUUAAACAAAGUUGGUCAUUACCUGCAUGUUCAACAUCCAAUUUUUAACAAAUUAACGUUUAGUAAUCGUGUUAAGGAAAUUUGUUGGCAGUUGAACUUCAAGAAGCCGGCUGUUUGUCAAAGCAUGUAUAUAUACAAGAAUCCAGGUAUUGGCGGCGAAGUUAUAUCACACCAGGACUCUUGGUUUUUACAUACCGAACCGAAUUCCGUUAUUGGUUUUUGGUUCGCACUCGAAGAUUGCACUAUUCAAAAUGGAUGUUUAGAAGUUAUAAAAGGAUCACAUAAAAGUGGUAUUCACCGCCUUUACAAGCGAAAUCCAGAUAAGGAAGCCAACGAGUUACUUAUUUAUGAUCGACCAGCACCAAUAUAUCCACAAUCAAGUUAUACACCACUACUCGUAGGCAAAGGUACUUGUAUUAUUAUUCAUGGCAAUGUGGUGCAUAAAAGUGAACAAAAUCGUUCACAAAAGAGCCGUCACGCGUACACUUUCCACGUCAUUGAGACAGAAAACAAUGUGAAAUAUUCUAAAGAUAAUUGGCUUCAACCAACUAAAGAUAAACCUUUUCCUCUUUUGUUUGAGAGAAAAAACUAAAUAACUUAAAAAGAAAUACUAAUAUAAUUAGUGUACAUGUGGAAUUGAACUUUCUUUUAUUUUUAUUGUGUAUUCCUAUCCAUUUCUCGAUAUUAAAACAAUGUAAGUUUCAAGACAUUUAA
Bactrocera dorsalis (oriental fruit fly) is the source of this 1103-nucleotide messenger RNA. RefSeq names its product phytanoyl-CoA dioxygenase domain-containing protein 1 homolog (gene Phyhd1). The record is from RefSeq and is a predicted model, not a curated record. Bases 115 to 981 code for a protein of 288 amino acids. NCBI's taxonomy places the organism in Eukaryota, Metazoa, Arthropoda, Insecta, Diptera, Tephritidae. The transcript has 4 exons.